Molecule: messenger RNA, 4507 nt
Organism: Copidosoma floridanum
Lineage: Eukaryota; Metazoa; Arthropoda; Insecta; Hymenoptera; Encyrtidae
Source: RefSeq, a predicted model, not a curated record
GUACCUACGCGAUUAAAUACGCAUGCAUAUAGUUUAGUUAGUUCUGUAUUUAUUUGUUGAAAAACAACAAAUUACGGACGUGCUUGUGUUUCACAACACACAAAGGACGAAGUACACACGUUGCAGGCAAACAUUGCACGAGAAAAUUUUCGAGAAUCGCCCUUGACAACAGCCUUUGUCCAAUUUUUUUAGUUACAGAAACUUUUCUAAAGAACAUUAGUGUGCUGUUGUUUAUAACGUAGAUGGUCAAUUUCGCUGUUUAAUCAUGAGUUACGAAUCUUCUCAAAAAGCCCGAUACGAGGCCUUCAUCAAUGAAGCCUCGAAGGCAUUUCUGGCCAAAGAGUAUUCUACUGCCCUACAAAGCUACAAUCAAGCUCUUACGAUGGCUACAGAAAUGCAAUACAGUGCAAAGAUCAAAUGUGUACUUCAGUACAUGGUAGCCAGUUGCUUGGUGGAAGCAAAUGAUUUGGACAGCUUGGCAGAAGCAGUGAUGAUCUUGCAGACAAUAGACGUAGUUGCUAAGAAGAAAUUUCCUGGUCUUUUCUUAGUUUUAGCUCAAGCUCACUGUAAAUUAUACAGAUUUAAAGAAGCAUUCAAUGCGAUUUCCGAAGGAGAAUCAAUCAUAAAAGGCAUGUGCACUUCUUUAUUGGAAGGGCUGUAUAUACCUGGUACAAACAUUCUCAUUAAUCAAGACAUCGAAUCUGAGUUAUGGAAAAAGACUAAGGCAAAAUGUUCAUCUUAUGAACCUGAUGCAAUUUGUUUUUUAAGUGAAUGCAGGAACAUCACUAAACCUUACGUCACUGCAAACGAAAGUAUUUAUUUGCGUGAUCCAGCAUUUAAUGGAAUGGUUAUAGUGAAGUGUAAUGCUAAGAGGUCAUGUACUUUAAAAUUUCACCAAUAUUGUUGGAAAUUUCAGAAAGAUAAACUCCUUCCAUACAAAACAAUUCGUGAUGAAGAAUUCAUAAAUUAUAAGUGUUUUACGAAAAAUUGCAUGAACGGGAAAAAACCUAGUACACUAGUUUAUGUUGAAAUAGUUGCGGCAAAUGGUACGUCAAAAAUAUACAUGGAAUCGGCUGUAACCAAAAAACCUUGUGUAACUACAGAGAAAGCAUCAGAAAGAGAUUUUGACAAGACACAAUUAGGAAGUAAAUUUGAACAACGCAGAAGACUGGAACUAGAGAAGUCAAUGAAUUAUGAGCCUGAACAUUUCGAAAAAUAUGAUUCAAUAGUAAUUCUAAAUGAUGAAUGUGGGGGAAAAUUAAAUUUUUCUUCUGACGAUCCAGACACUGCUAAACAUAAAGAAUUUUUGGUCUCAAUGUUCGUGGAUUACAUAAGAAACAAUUUGGUGAGAGUUUGCGAUUUGUACGCCAAAUUUAAUGAGUGCAAAGAAUUCACCAAAGUUCCUGAUUUGGAUAUCUUGAAUUUUUUACUGACAACUGGAAAAAUAAAAAUGUUGGAUCAAACAGCUCUAAUACCACCAUCUGUAUCUCAAGAUGAAGAAGUGUUUGGUGAAAUGAAAGAUGUGUACGACAACUUGAUGGAUGAUUUGGAUGAUUGUGAUUUAAAAAAUGUAAACAAGUUACAGGAUAGUAAGUUGAGUGAAUAUUCACAUAAAACCUAUGCCAGUGAAAAUCUCGGUGGUGAUGCACCACCGUCGCAAAAAAUUUCAGAUAAAAAAACGGAUGUUUUUCCCCGAGAACCUGUUGAAAAAGCUGCUCCAAAAAGUGACGAUUCCAAAACAAAAUUAAUGGAAAUUAUAGAACUUAAGACGUAUAUACAUCAAAUGGAGAUGGAUAAGAUAAAGUUGAUAGAUCAAAAGGAAAACUUGGAGAAAGAAUUGGUCGCCCAGAAUACCAAUUUAGAGCUGUUAAAAAGUCAGUUAGCGGAUAACAGUCUAAAGUGGGCAACAAUUCAAGAGAAAAUUGAUAGCUUUAAGCAAUCCAAAGAAAUUAUAAGAAAAGAGAACGUUUCCUUAAAAAAAGAAAUCAUUGAUUUGAUGCAAGUAAAAAAAGAGUUAGAAAAGAAAUUGUUGGAAAGUGAAAAUUCAGAGUUACGCCGCAAAGAAAUGUUAGCAAAUUUUCAAAAAGAUAUCGAGAUGAUAGAAGAUAAAAUUAACGCAGAUUGGGUGGUUAAAUCUGAAAACAUGAUGAGGAAUGCUUUGGAAAAAGAAGUAGAAACAAGGGUAGCAUUGUUGAACGAUUGCCUCAACAACAAAUACUCAAACUAUACUCAAACCAUACAAGAACGCAUUGAUUUUUGCAAUAACAUACUCGACGUAAUUGGCAAAAUUAAUGGUUGGAUGGCUCAAACUUUGGACUGGAAACAAUUUUUGGAUAGUUCCGAGUGGCUGCUUAAGUUGUCUUGUUAUUCAAAAGCUCUGAUUGACUUGAAGGACGAGUAUGAAGCCUUGGCGAACAAAUUAAACAGCGAAGACUCGAAGGAAAAAUAUGAAAUGCGUGAAAUCAGUUUAAAUUACCCCGAUAUACCACAACUACUUCACGAGACUGCUGGUGAAUACGCACUUAAAGCUCUGAACGCAUUGCACGAUCGUCAUCGCAUGGUUCUACAUAAUAUUCAGCAAGCCUCUAAUCAAGUCAAACCAGUGGCUUUUCCAUCCCAGCCUACAUAUCCUACCAACUAUCCGCAAAUUGGUGCACCACCUCCUGGUCUAAUCCGCCCUCCUACAACGGCGGGUUUUAACACAUUUUCUCACGUCAAUCAACCAAUGGUUAUUCCGUUUAAUCAAUAUAACCAGAUACAGGAUAUACAGAAGCAGAUGCAGAUACAAUUACAGAAGCAAGUGCAACAACAAGUUCAACAACAGCUACAGAAUUGGCAACAGGAGUUUCAAGAAAUGAAGGAGGAAAUGAAGAAGCUUGAAAUGGAAAACAAAGUUUCAGUUACAUACCCAGAAAGUAUUGCAAGUGAUGUGUCUUUAACCACUGAGGCACAAAAUAGUUCAUUGCAAAUAACUCUUAUUGAAUCAGAAUCAACUGAGCAUGCCACAAAACCGACGGAUGAUGUUCAUUGUUUCAUAGAGCACAAUGGCAGCAAAAUACCGUAUGCUACUGAGAGCAUGUUAGGUGAUACUGAUCGUUCCGAUAUUGAAGAAGCCGUUGAGGAAGAAACGAAACACAAGUUUUCUCAGAUAUGGGGAAGAGAAGCAAAAAAUUUACAUGAUUCGGAAAAAAAAGGAGCAAUAUCUUUCCUAAAGCCUUUCGAUCUGCAGCAGCAACAAAAGCAAUCGCAGUCUUUUAAAAAACCUAGCAGCAACUUUAAUCAAUACCAACAACAAUUAACUCCUCCCGUAAAAUCUGGUAAUAAUUUGUAUUCCGCGGAAAAUAAGCAAAAACAACAUAUAACUUCGCUAACACAAAUUAAUAACAUGUGUUGGCUUAAGCCACAAAAAGUGCCUUUUCAACAAUCUAGUAACGAUUUACUUCCCUUGGAAAACCAACAAAAGCUUCUGUCUUUAAAAAAAUCUAGUGAUGAUUUAAAUUACAAGGGACACCGACAAAUGCAACAACCGAUGCCUUCGCAAGAACCUAUCAAUGAAUUUAGUCAUAAAAGCAACCAACAAAAACGAUCACUAAUACCUAGUGAUAAUUUAGAUGACUGGGAAGAUCAAUUAGAAAUAUUAAAUGGACGUAAGCGUGUUGAAGUUUACAACAGUAAUCAGAAUGAAGAUGAAAAUAUUCAUCAAAACCAACAACAUUCUAAUAGUUCCGUCAAAAGUGUGGUCACCAUUUCUGCCAAAGAUGAAAAAGAGUUUGAAGAAAAUUUGGUAAUGAAGUACCUACUGCAGGACAGUGAGGAUCAACCACGACAAAAAAGACCAAACCUUGACUCGUUAGUUAAAAGAUUAAGGGCGAAAUAUCCGGGAACGGUAGAGUCCGAUAUAAUUUUUAUUAUUUCGGAAGUACGUAAAAGACACAACAACACACUACAAGGUUUGACUGUUGGUCAAAUCGUUGAUGAAGCUGAAGAAUUUUUUGCAAAUAAUCAACACAUACAUUUGAUACUAUAUUUUCCGAAUGACACGUCCGAAACUCUUGCCAAGUUGCCAGGUCUACAGCGUGUUCAUAGAGACUCGGGGUCUUCAACAUCUUAUUCCAACGUCAAUAAGGGCCCAAGUAUCGUACGACCUUCCUUAAAUUCUCCAAAAAAAACUUGGAAUACUCUACCAACUGAAGAAAUAAAAUGGGCUGGUAGUUUAGACCUAGAGUGUUCGAUUUGCACGAAUCAAGUAAAAAGAAGCAACUGCUAUACAUUGGACUGCCGACAUUCUUUUCAUUAUCACUGUGCCAAAUCCUGGUUUAAAACCCAACGUACAUGCCCCAAUUGUCGAGCACCUGUAACUGAACCUGACGAAUUUCCACCUCUUCCAGCUUAACUACUUCAGUAAUUUAUGGUUAUUUUUCAUUUAAUUCAAAAAAUUUAAGUUAGUUUAAUAGUAGUAUUUUUAUAUCUUAAAUGCAAGUCGAUGUCAUAUUUUAUUGCUCAGCUU